CUGAAGACUAAACUGGAAAGAUGAAAGAUUGCUUUACAAAAGACAGAAAAAUGACUGUACUAUGGACAGGCCCUUUGACAUGAACUGGUGAAAUGAGCUUUCUCUGCUGGGCAACUGGACUCUCCUUUAGAACCGCCGAGGAGCUCUGUCAUCUGAGGGAGACUCAUAGUAGAACAGGUCCAGCUGUGCCAGUCUCGCCUGCCCUUGACUUCUACGUCUACUUCCUGAUUUAUUUUGGUAAGGAUCGUCUCAUCUUCCUGUGUGUGGCAUGUCUGUCUUGUCAGCGUCUCCCUACUAAUCCCCUCCCCUUGUUUACAGCUGGUGUCCACUUCGUUCCCUUCAAGUCAGGGGUCUCAAACUCGCGGCCCAUGGGCCAUUAGCAGCCACCGAUUUAGCCCAGGAGUGGCUCUUACAGAGCUCUCCCUUUGUCCAAAGUGUAAUGUUUAGGAAACACUGGAUAAGUGAAUUUCAAUGGAUGAUACUUCGACUUUACAUGCUGAUUUUUCAAUUUAUUUAUUCACCUGGAAUUACACAUUAAUUCGAGCUUUCCGCUGUCCAAGGUGCUGAAAUGACUUUGUACAACACACGCAUAAAAAUGAAAUGUAUUUUUAUGAACCAAUUAUUUUAUCUGGUCACCGUGACUCUACAAAUUGAAACUGGGCUACACACUGUUGAGUUAAUAGCCAAGACAUUGAAUUCGUUCCGUACAUAUGAUCCGUUAAGUGACAGUAAGUUCAACAACUGAGUAGAUCUGAGUGUAGUUUUGUACAGUAUUAGAAGGGAGACCUGUAGUGGAGCUUCACAUGCAUGUGGGCUGGUUGCCUCUCGUCCUGUUGCGCUCACAUUUGAAUAGCAGCCUGAAGCUGGUGACGUGACGUGAGUGGAUGGCGGAUGUAAAUGGCAGCUCUUGAAAUAGAAAAACUGCCUCCUGACAUCAUCACUCUCCUGGACUCUCUGGUCCGUCUGGAGUCUGCGAGGACUCAGUCUCGAGUGGCUUUUGAGGAACUUCAACUCGGUGAGAGAUGAUCCCAGAUCCACCCGCAAAUGUCUCCUUCUUUGAUUUUGUUGGAGGAGUGCAACUCCUCCGCAGGGAGGACGCCAGAACAGCCGUGCCGGUGCUCCUCAUCGGGGUCUGCGUGUCCGGCGCUGUGGGGAACUUGCUGGUCCUGCUCAUUUUCAUUCGCGACUUUAAGAAGCGCAGGGGCUCCGAGGUGAAAGCGCUGCUGUCCGCGCUGGCGUCCACGGACCUGCUGAUCCUGCUCCUGUGCGCCCCGGUGCGCGCCGUCACCUACUACAAGCAGGCGUGGACUCUGGGGGGCUUCGCGUGCAGCACCGCGGACUGGUUCCAGCACUCCUGUGUGGUGGCCAAAACUUUGAUGCUGGCCGCCAGCACCAGAGCCAAACACACCCUGGUGUCCAGCACCGACAGCCCGGCCUGGAUCCACGGGUCCCUGGCGUUCAUCUGGGUCGUGUCCGUCAUCGUCCCGCUCCCGCAGCUGCUUUACGCGUCUGUGCUGCCGCAUGGAAGCGACUCCAUCUGCGUCUCUCAAGUGCCAGUCUGCGCGUCUGACUUCAUGAGUUUGUUCAACAAGGUGUAUCCAGUUGCGACCUAUGUGGUUCCGGUGCUGUUCACCGUGGUGUACUACACCAAGUCGCUCCACACGGCGGUGAACCACGCUCCCAGUCCGAGCCACCAGAGCAAAGUCACCCUGGUUCUGCUGUGUCUCAGCGGCUCUCUCGGGCUCACGCUCCUGCCGGACUGGGGGUGCUUCACCUGGGCCCGUCUGGGCCACAGCAAACCCCCGGUGGGCCUGACCAUCUUCGGCCAGGUGCUCCUUUACGCGUGCAGCGCGCUCUCCCCGGUCAUCCUCAUGACCAUGUACGACGACGUGCGCCAAGGACUCGUCGCGAUCUGGUUCCUGGCCACCUGCAGGGGGCCCAAGCAAGUCACCAGGAACCCCGGUCCCAAGGCGGAGGAGAAUGGCGCGGAGCUGAACACGGUCCGCUCGCAGGGGAACGAUCAGACCUUCCCAGACGUGGAGCACUUCUGGACCGGGCGCAGAAACACACAGGUGGAGGACGAGCAGGACCCGGUUCCGUGGGAGAAAGAGGAGAAAAAUGUCGCCUGAAGUGUUUCCCUGUCGCUAAAGUUUGGAAAGUCUAGUCUGACUGCAGUCGUUAGAUGUUGACAAUAGGUCAGUGUUUUUAUAUAUUUCUAUUCAAUGUUUUCUUUUCAUUGUUUCACCACGAAAACGAUAACAUGUAAAUACUUUAGGACGGUAUGGCUCCAGAUCACGUGACUAGCGGGGAGCAAUUUCAGCUGUGUUCAUGAUCACUUAUUAAGAUGUCAUUACAUGAAGAUACAUGUAAUUAUCAGCUGUUUUGUCUUUAUACAGGCACCUGUAAGUGUUUCCCAGUCGACUCACCAGUGCUUAUUGUUAUUUAAUGCAGAUUUUUAUUAUCAUUGCGUCAUGGACCCUUUUUAAUUCGGCUUCUUCGUUUAGCUUUUCCUUUUUAAACCAGUUUAUUCGACGCAUUCCUGUAAUAAGUGGUGUGUUGGAACGUAGUUUCUUGUUUCGUCGCACUCCUGUACGAUAGUUGCACCAAUGUACUUCGGCGCCACUGUCGCGCAUGAAUAGUUAUGAGCUACGACGUGACGCCAGCCUUCUUUUCUACCGCACCGCAAGCACACGUUGGCCACUUGAAUCAGGAAUAUCAAAGCUCGCGUUUCAUUUCUCAACAUCCCAUCAACAACAACUAAUCCUCGCGACAGGUCAUGGCAGUAAUCACAUUUCAGUACAGAAUGAUCUGAUGUCCUCCAACUGUACACUUCCAUCAACCGAGUAUUAUGGAGUUUUAUGGUACAAGGAUGUUCUGUAGUUCAAUGUAUUAGAAGU
Synchiropus splendidus (mandarinfish) is the source of this 2897-nucleotide messenger RNA. Its product is annotated as G-protein coupled receptor 151. The record is from RefSeq and is a predicted model, not a curated record. The coding region runs from base 1023 to 2129 and encodes 368 amino acids. Gene Ontology annotation, molecular function: G protein-coupled receptor activity. NCBI's taxonomy places the organism in Eukaryota, Metazoa, Chordata, Actinopteri, Syngnathiformes, Callionymidae. Gene Ontology annotation, biological process: G protein-coupled receptor signaling pathway. The transcript has 2 exons. Gene Ontology annotation, cellular component: membrane.